This is a messenger RNA of Capsella rubella, 711 nucleotides long. RefSeq lists its product as uncharacterized. NCBI's taxonomy places the organism in Eukaryota, Viridiplantae, Streptophyta, Magnoliopsida, Brassicales, Brassicaceae. The coding region runs from base 34 to 513 and encodes 159 amino acids. The record is from RefSeq and is a predicted model, not a curated record. The transcript has a single exon.
AAAAAGGCACAAGAAAAAAAACAAUAAUAUGAUAUGGAGACUGACUCUGUCAAUAACCAAACAUUACUCCCCAUCUCCGACGAUGAAACGGCCAAGUUCACAACAUACUCCUCCGCAGUCCACAAAGUUGUCGUCAUGGUCAACGCCGGGAUUCUAGCAUUACUCCAGCUUGUUAGCCAACACUCAUCUGUUUUUGAAACGCAUAAAGCCUCAUUCCUCAGUUUCUGUGUCCUUGUUUUGGUCUACGCUGUUCUCCGCGUCCGUGAAGUGAUAUACAUGCGCCUACGACCAGGGUUAGUCCCUAGGCUCGCUGGACACGCGAGCCAUCUUUUUGGCGGUCUAGCUGCUCUAGUGCUCCUCUCCGUGGUUUGUACCACGUUCGCCAUGGUCCUUUUGGCUCUUUGGUUUCUCUGGCUUUGCACUGUCGUCUACAAAAAUUUCAGUGACGUCAUAAUCAUCUAUUCGGAGAAAUACAAAUCUGGUUCCGGUUUACCUCAGUCGGCACCGGUUUAAUUUUUCCUGGUUUAGAUAUGGAUGAAGGGCAGUAGCCAGUAGCCAAGGAAGAGUUAAAACAGUCCAAGGGGAUCGGAUGGUUGAAAAGAUAACUAGGACGGCUGCGGAGACUACUUUGAAGUUUGUAUAGUUUUUGUUUUUUGUUUUUUGUUUUUGGUGUAUGAAUGUUAAGUUCAGUUUGUAAAGUUGUUUUUCUUA